CGACGUCAGCGCGUCCGGCGUUGCUUGGCUACCCCGCCGUUCCCCUGUCCCGCUGCCUUUGGUCUCCCCGGGUGAAACUGACGCAGUCGCCGCGGGUCUGGGCUGCGACAUGGCAGCGGGCAUCCCACCUUCACGUCACACCUCCCUCACUUAGACACGCACUCGUUCCUCCCUGCCAACCACGACUUAUGCCCCCUCUGGUCCUCAUGCUCCCGAUCUGGCAGGAGAAGAUGGAGACCGGCCGGGUGGGACAGAGUUGUGGCCAGUGCUCAAGAGAGGUUCCUGAGGCGGUACCCAACAGUGAUAAAAGGCAAAACGUGGACGUCUCUGACGAUUACUUCCACUGAGAUAGAGUAGUGGAGAGAGAGGAAGGACCAAGCCAGAGGAGCACAAGGCCAUAUUAUGGCUGCCCUCUAACAUCACCACCACACCACCCCCAGCUCCAGAUACUCUCCGUUCUUCACUAACCUUGAGCCCAUUUCUGUCUCCUACGGCCUAUUCGCUAAUUAGAUACAUGCCGGUCGCUUAAGUGUGAAUACGAUUCAGUUUUAGGUGAGGAUGCCACUUAUCUGUAAGAUUGAAAAGGCCAAGUCAUUAAUCAAAACUGAAUUCUAAUAGGCAGAGAAGAAAUCAUCCAACUGAACUUAUCUGGAUCAAUUUCUUUUCUCCAUUAAAAGGGGAUAAGUUACCAACUCCUACUUAAAAUUCUAUUUGUACCACCAGUAUACAGAAAUAAUUGUUGUUGUUGUCCCAAUUCAUUACAUGGCCACUUUGCUGUCAAUGGGUAGACCUACCAGAUUUCCUUCCUUUUGGGGCAGAAGUGAAGCAGUUCUGGAACCAGAUAUAUUAACUUACGCAUUGACAUUUUAAGGAUGGGGUGUGAACCAGCUAUAUAUCUAAGAGAGCUUUGGUUGUCUCUUCCCAUUCACUUAUUGAGACCAGGUGAUUAUAUAUAAUUUAGGCUGGCCUCGAGCUCCUGAGGCUCUUGCCUUUGCCUCCUCUGCACUGGAAUCAUAAGCAUGUGCCACCCGAUAUUAACCAUACCUGGCCAAUUUCCAUCCUAAUCACCGAAUAUCUAAAGAACUAGUUAUCAGUAAUGACUUUGAAAGGUUGAAGUCAUCACUGAAGAUUUAGAAUGGACUUGCCAGCUCUCUCUUCAAAAAGCUGUUGGCCCUCUACUCAAUGAUACUCUCUUAGAACUGAUAUGUAUUUGUUGCUUUGCAGCCAUUCCAGCUGCACCCAAAUAGAAAUGAGUUAUGAUGGCAGAGACAACUCUGUUAGAGGCUGGAGCCUCUGCAGCCUCCACAGCCGCUGCUCUGGAGAACCUGCAGGUGGAGGCAAGCUGUUCUGUGUGCCUGGAGUAUCUGAAGGAGCCAGUUAUCAUUGAAUGUGGGCACAACUUCUGCAAAGCGUGCAUUACCCGCUGGUGGGAGGACCUGGAGCGGGACUUCCCUUGCCCUGUCUGUCGGAAGACAUCCCGAUACCGGAGUCUCCGGCCUAACCGACAGCUAGGCAGUAUGGUGGAAAUUGCCAAGCAGCUCCAGACAGUCAAGCGGAAGAUCAGAGAUGAAAGCCUCUGUUCCCAGCACCAUGAACCCCUUAGCCUUUUCUGCUAUGAAGACCAGGAGGCUGUCUGUCUGAUAUGUGCAAUUUCUCACACCCACCGGCCCCAUACCGUUGUGCCGAUGGAUGAUGCUACACAGGAAUACAAGGAGAAACUUCAGAAGUGCCUGGAGCCUCUGGAACAGAAACUGCAGGAAAUCACCUGCUGCAAAGCCUCUGAAGAAAAGAAACCAGGGGAGCUCAAGAGACUGGUAGAGAGCCGCCGGCAGCAGAUCUUAAAGGAGUUUGAGGAACUGCACAGACGACUGGAUGAAGAGCAGCAGACACUGCUUUCACGACUGGAGGAAGAAGAACAGGACAUUCUACAGAGACUUCGAGAAAACGCUGCUCACCUUGGGGACAGGCGCCGGGACCUUGCCCACCUAGCUGCUGAGGUGGAGGGCAAGUGCUUACAGUCAGGCUUCGAGAUGCUUAAGGAUGUGAAAAGUACCCUAGAAAAAUGUGAGAAGGUGAAGACCAUGGAGGUGACUUCUGUGUCGAUAGAGCUGGAAAAGAACUUCAGCAAUUUCCCCCGGCAGUACUUUGCCCUAAGGAAAAUUCUUAAACAGCUAAUCGCUCCACUCUGGCUUCUUCCGCCAGCGGAUGUGACCCUGGACCCUGAGACAGCUCAUCCUAACCUCGUCCUGUCAGAGGAUCGGAAAAGUGUCAAGUUUGUGGAGACAAGACUCCGAGACCUCCCUGACACACCGCAGCGUUUCACUUUCUACCCUUGUGUCUUAGCUACUGAAGGCUUCACCUCAGGUCGACACUACUGGGAGGUGGAGGUGGGUGACAAGACCCACUGGGCAGUAGGAGUAUGCCAAGACUCUGUGAGCAGAAAGGGCGAACUGACUCCACUCCCUGAGACUGGCUACUGGCGUGUGCGAUUGUGGAAUGGGGACAAGUAUGCAGCCACCACCACGCCUUUUACCCCUUUGCACAUCAAGGUGAAGCCUAAGCGGGUAGGCAUAUUCCUAGACUAUGAGGCUGGCACACUGUCUUUUUACAACGUCACAGACCGUUCACAUAUCUAUACCUUCACUGAUACUUUUACUGAAAAACUUUGGCCCCUCUUCUACCCAGGGAUCCGGGCCGGUCGGAAGAAUGCUGCGCCACUUACCAUUAGACCCCCAACAGAUUGGGAAUGACAAGAGAUGCAGUUUAAUUGGGGUGAGGCAGGGUCAAGAACAGUGGGCCUUCCUAACUGGCCUGCUGGAAUAUCUUGGUGUCUAUGUGGUUCCGGUCUUGAGCCAUCGUAAGAAACCACCUUGCAUCCGGAUGGUUUGUGUGAAGGAGUAAAGACAGGACUGGGCUACAUGACAAGCACAGAUGAGUGGCCUUCCUCACUGGAGUGGGAGAGGGGACUCCCAGGUUUCCUAGUGCACGAGGACAGGUUGAGAAAGCAAAGGCUUUCCAGAAACAGUUUAUAGGAAAGGGUCUUAACAUGCUUAAAAUGCAGGAAACAGAAACCUUUAAAAGGCUUCUGGGACUCCGAAUAGCCUUGUUCCUUGUGGGAGCACGUAGGGAUCUGUAUACCUCUGUGCUGGAAAGAUGAGUGGCAGUUGCUGUCAUGAGUCUAGAAGUUGAGGAGCUUUUCUGGGGGCAGAGAUUGAGCAUUAAAGUUUGGAGAAGGAUCAGGGAAGAAGCUGGAGGAAUGUUUCUAGAGUGAAUGAAGGGAAGGGGGAUUUCUUUGGUCUCUUUUUUUCCUAGGGUAAUGCUACCAUUACCCAUAGGAUUAGCCAGAGGUUCAGAUUUGGGGAAAAGGAAAGGAUGGCAAUAAAGGAGAAUCCAUGUCCCAAAGGCUUGGGUUAUUCCUGAUUCCUGCAGCUGGCUGUUUCUAAAACGUAGGCUCCUCUUGCUCCCUUCUAAUGGUGAGAUGGAAGCAAUCCUGCAAGACACACAUCUGACCUUCCAUGGUUUCCCAAGGCACCUUGGAAAGGAGUCAGGUAUUAGAGGAGAGAGAACAGUAUAGCCAAAGCCUUGGCCUUAAAGAAUGUUACUAAGUAGUUAUUCUCAAGUCCACCUUGUCCCCUGGCUCAAAUAUCUAAGGGAAGGUAAUGGAGUCUUUCUCACCCCAUGAGAACAGGGUCGAAGAGGGUGGUUUGUGUAGCAAAGGGCCAGAAGGCAGCUAAGCUUCUGCUUCCAUCCUUCACCCUUUGACAUUCCCCUUUUCAGAGAAUGUAAAUUAUCUUAAUUUUAGGCCAAAAUAAACAAUCCAUAGGGUACAUAUUUUGUCACAAAAGGUAACGUGAUGCAUGCCAAACCAAACAACCUGGAUUAUCUGCUGCCUGGGUAAUCUUCACACAAGACUGAGACAAGAAACUGCAUUGAGGGCAUUCAGUUCCUCCUACCACCUCAACAGGACUUUGUCCACUCUCCUAUUACCUUUGUGCCUUGACUGUGUGGUUCUUUGUAGCAAGAUAAUUUGGUUGGUGAAAAUAUGGAACAAAGGAUCCACUAAUGUGA
This is a messenger RNA of Apodemus sylvaticus (European woodmouse), 4068 nucleotides long. RefSeq names its product tripartite motif containing 39 (gene Trim39). Gene Ontology annotation, molecular function: protein binding; zinc ion binding. Lineage: Eukaryota; Metazoa; Chordata; Mammalia; Rodentia; Muridae. The coding region runs from base 1257 to 2750 and encodes 497 amino acids. Gene Ontology annotation, biological process: tRNA processing; protein stabilization; phosphorelay signal transduction system. The transcript has 7 exons. The record is from RefSeq and is a predicted model, not a curated record. Gene Ontology annotation, cellular component: nucleolar ribonuclease P complex.